UUUAAAUGUCAGUGUCAAAUCUGACACUGACAGUUAUCACGUGGUGGUGGUGCAUAACCACAAAAUUGUGCGAUUUUCAAAUUGGAACUCCAACUAAUUGAACUGGAAUUGGCGAUGUCCGAUAGCGAGGAUUUGCCGCAACUCUCUGCGGAGACGUUCGCAGCUCUCCAGCAGUUUUAUCAGGAGCAGGAGGAAAAGGAAAUCAUCAUGAGCAAACUGAACUCUGAUCAGCCUGAAGUGCAGCAUUUUGAUGAAGAUUGGCAAUUGAGUCAAUUUUGGUAUGACAGUGCUACUGUAGAUACCCUGGUCAAGUUGGCUCUGAAGACAGUUGGACAAAAAGCCAGGAUAGCCUUGAUUUCAUGCCCAACGCUGUACAAGAAGAUGAAACAGGAGGCUUCAGCAGACUGCGAAAUUCACGUGUACGAAUACGAUCGGCGAUUCGCUUCAUUCGGGUCCGACUUUAUUUUGUACGAUUACAAAAACCCGCUGAACAUCCCCAGAGAUAAAGCGAACUACUACGAUUUGGUGAUAGCCGAUCCGCCGUUCCUCUCCGACGAAUGCCUGACGAAGACUUCGGUGACUAUGAAGUACAUAUCAAAGGAGAAACUGAUAUUAUGUACUGGUGCUGUUAUGGCAUGUACUGCUAAAAGAUUAUUGGAUUUGAACAAAUCGGAGAAGUUCGAACCGCACCACACGAACAAUUUGGGAAACGAAUUCUGGUGCUACUCGAAUUACGACAUCGACGCGUUGCUGUGAUAAGAAAUAUAUAAUAUUAUUUCGUUCCUACCGAC
This is a messenger RNA of Nicrophorus vespilloides, 791 nucleotides long. RefSeq names its product protein-lysine N-methyltransferase N6AMT2. Gene Ontology annotation, biological process: methylation. Lineage: Eukaryota; Metazoa; Arthropoda; Insecta; Coleoptera; Silphidae. The record is from RefSeq and is a predicted model, not a curated record. The coding region runs from base 115 to 756 and encodes 213 amino acids. The transcript has 4 exons. Gene Ontology annotation, molecular function: nucleic acid binding; protein-lysine N-methyltransferase activity.